AUCUGACAACUUUAGUUACUUUACAGAUUCAGAUUAUUAAUACAAAAUAUAAUCACAUCACAAUCAAAUUAGUAGUAGUAGUAAUGUUUUUAUGUGUGUGACUCAGGGAGGCCCACUAUUGGCCGGCCACCACUGCUGAAAGGUUGUUAUGGGAUUUUUACCCAAGGAUACCAAAAACGUUCUGCCUACUGCAGCUUUGAAUCCAGCUGUGCCUGCAGGGCUCCAGACCAUCAAAUAAUAUAGAAUCAUUUUAACAAGGUUUUUAAAGUUCUAAAAGUGGAUUAUUAAGAACUCUUUCUUGUAUAUGAUGAGUAGUAUGAACCCACGUGACCUGCAGGCUCUUUCCAUCCUCGCAGCUCAUCGACCUGCUGUCUGCAUGCUGCUGGAGGGGUAGGCCUACUAACUACUACCUCUCACAUGAACAAACACAGCUGACACUGUGCACGAAUGCACAUAGUCGCUGAGGUGUGCGUGCGUGUGCACCUGGAAUUUGGUGCAAGAGGAACUACCUGUUGAGUAACAUGCGCACAACAAACUCUCUGUUUAUUCCAUAACGCACAAAAAGCAUUAUAACAGCAUGCACGCACAUCCGGAGCUCUGAACCUCCAGCAGCCCUGAAAGAGUUAAACCACCCCCCCUCCAUGCACAUGCACGGAGCGGCUGACUGGAGGUUAGUUGGUGCUGUUGCGGUGCAGAGCUCGAGGACGCAGCGCGCACCAAACCAGUGGAGCCAGUACUGCUGCUGCUACUGCAACUACUACUGCUGCACACUACUACUACUGCUACUACUGCCAGUACUGCUGCACGACGCACCAGCAGCCAUGUCGGAGCGGACGAGGAUCUGCGCGUCUGACAGCGCUCAGUCUCAGUCUCACCACUACUGAGCCUGUGAGAGGUACGUUUGUGCUCGCGUUGGAUCUAUCUCCUCCAUGGACGGGCAGCGGGUCUUCUACGAGAUGGAGAACCCUCCGGAGAACCCCAGCAAGGCUGCGGAGUACCUGCAGGAGCUCAACAAGAUCAUCGAGACGCAGCAGGAGCUGCUGGAGAAGCAGAAGGUCCGGAUCGAGGAGCUGGAGCUGCAGGUGACGGAUCUGUGCAAGGAGAACGUGUGUCUGAAGGAUCAGCACCAGAGACACCUGGCCACCUGCAGACUCCUGCAGCUCCAGCAGGGCAACCACAACCACUCCUCCUCCAGCUCCUCCAGCCUGGUCGCCAUCAACGAGAACGUCAUGAUGCACGACAAAUCUGAAAGCGAAAGUUCAAGAGGUGUCAGGCGACACGCCUCAUUGCCCGUAGAAGUCUCAGAGAUCCCUCUAACCCUUAUUGCCCCUCCAUGUAGAAGAAGUUACCCCUGUCGCAAAUGGAAGUCUGCAUCUUCUGGUGUGGAAGGUGAUGCUGCAGGCAGCGAGGUGGGCGCCUCUGUGGACCCCAGCGGCGGCUACAGUUGCAUCCCAGUGACCCACAGCGGUGGGCUCGGCGGCCCCGACCACCUGGACAGCCAGCUCUACGGACACAUCUUGCUGCCCGGCCACCUGCGGCCCCGCCGGCCCAAACUCCAGCACUCCCAGUCCAUCCUACGCAAGCAGGCAGAGGAGGAGGCCAUCAAGCGGUCCCGCUCGCUGUCAGAGAGCUAUGAGCUCUCGUCAGACCUUCAGGACAAGCAGGUGGAGAUGCUAGAGCGUAAAUAUGGUGGGCGUUUCAUAACCCGGCAUGCAGCUCGCACCAUCCAGACAGCCUUCCGCCAGUACCAGAUGAACAAGAACUUUGAGCGUCUUAGAAGUUCUAUGUCUGAGAACCGUAUGUCCAGACGGAUCGUCCUAUCCAAUAUGAGAAUGCAGUUUUCCUUUGAAGGACCUGAAAAAGUCCACAGCUCGUACUUCGAGGGAAAGCAGGUCUCGCUAACAGAUGACGGCACCAAAAUCGGUGCGCUUGUGCAGUCGGAGCACGGCGGGGAGAUGGGCGUGCAGGCCAAGACGCCCACGACACAGAGCGACUUCACGGACGCCAUCACAGAGCUAGAAGACGCCUUCUCCAGGCAGGUCAAGUCUCUAGCCGAGUCCAUAGACGAUGCUCUAAACUGUCGCAGUCUGCACGGUGACGACAACCAGUCGGAGCCGGGGAGAGGCCACCAGGACAUGGACAGGGAGGUCAGCUGCCAGGUGAAACCCUCCCACAGCACUUCAGAUCACCGCAAACUGGACGAGAUGACGGCGUCUUACAGCGACGUCACCCUUUACAUCGACGAGGAAGAACUGUCACCGCCGCUGCCCUUGUCUCAGUCUGUGGACCGACCCUCCAGCACCGAAUCGGACUUGCGUCAGCGAUCCCUCAACUCUUCCCAGGACUACUGGUCGCUGGCUCAUAAGGAUGAGAAAGGGGACACGGACACUAGCUGUCGCAGUACGCCGUCUCUGGAGUGCCAAGAGCAGCGCUUGCGGGUAGACCACCUUCCCUUACUGACCAUCGAGCCUCCGAGCGACAGCUCGGUGGAGCUGAGCGAUCGCUCCGACCGCAGCUCCCUGAAGAGACAGAACGCCUACGACCGGAGCCUCGGCAACCAGCAGAGCAGCCCCAAACACGUCGGCCACAGCCUGCCGCCUCGAGGGCCUUCCAGAGAAGAGGACGCCACCCGCCAUCGGCCGCGGCAGCUGGAGGCCCACCUGGCCAUCAACGGCACCGCGAACCGGCAGAGCAAGUCGGAGUCCGACUUCUCCGACGGCGACAACGACAGCAUCAACAGCACAUCCAACUCCAACGACACCAUCAACUGCAGCUCCGAGUCCUCGUCCAGGGACAGCCUGAGGGAGCAGACGCUCAGCAAGCAGACGUACCACAAAGAGACACGCAACAGCUGGGACUCUCCUGCGUUCAGUAACGACAUCAUCCGCAAGAGGCACUACCGCAUCGGCCUCAACCUCUUCAACAAGAAACCAGAAAAAGGCAUCCAGUAUCUGAUCGAGCGGAACUUUGUUCCCGACACUCCGGUGGGUGUGGCCCACUUCCUGCUCCAGAGGAAAGGCUUGAGUAGGCAGAUGAUUGGCGAGUUCCUGGGUAACAGACAGAAACAGUUCAACCGAGAUGUCCUCGACUGUGUGGUGGAUGAGAUGGAUUUCUCUGCGAUGGAGCUGGACGAAGCGCUCAGGAAAUUCCAGGCUCACAUCAGAGUUCAGGGAGAAGCUCAGAAGGUUGAGCGGCUGAUAGAAGCCUACAGCCAACGCUACUGCAUCUGCAACCCCGGCGUGGUGCGACAGUUCAGGAACCCCGACACCAUCUUCAUCCUGGCCUUCGCCAUCAUCCUCCUCAACACGGACAUGUACAGCCCCAACGUCAAGCCCGAGAGGAAGAUGAAGCUGGAGGACUUUGUUAAGAACCUUCGAGGAGUGGAUGAUGGGGAAGACAUCCCCCGAGAGAUGCUGGUGGGGAUAUAUGAGCGGAUUCGCAAGCGAGAGCUCAAGACUAACGAGGACCACGUGUCCCAGGUUCAGAAAGUGGAGAAACUCAUUGUUGGAAAGAAGCCGAUUGGCUCGUUACACCACGGUCUGGGCUGUGUGCUGUCCUUACCUCACCGGAGACUGGUCUGUUACUGCAGACUCUUUGAGGUACCCGACCCCAACAAACCACAGAAGUUGGGCGUCCACCAGCGGGAGAUCUUCCUCUUUAACGACCUGCUAGUGGUUACUAAAAUUUUCCAAAAGAAGAAGAACUCUGUGACGUACAGCUUUCGGCAGUCCUUCUCACUUUAUGGCAUGCAAGUGCUGCUCUUUGAGAAUCAGUAUUAUCCCAACGGAGUCCGCCUGACCUCGGCCAUUCCCGGAGCUGACAUCAAAGUCCUCAUCAACUUCAACGCACCCAACCCUCAGGACCGCAAAAAGUUCACCGACGAUUUGCGAGAAUCUAUCGCUGAAGUCCAGGAGAUGGAGAAGUACCGGAUAGAGUCGGAGCUGGAGAAGCAGAAGGGCGUGGUGAGGCCAAGCAUGUCCCAGAGUUCAGGGCUGAAGAAGGAUACGGGCAACGGCAACCUGAGCCGAGCGAGCCUCGACGACAGCUACGCCAUCGGUGAAGGCUUGAAGAGGAGCGCCCUCAGCAGCUCGCUACGUGACCUCUCAGACGCAGGCAAGCGUGGGAGACGCAGCAGUGCAGGAUCACUAGACAGCAAUAUGGAAGGGUCCAUCAUUAGCAGCCCUCACUUGCACCGGAGACCCCCCUCCAGCGCUCGAGACUGCCCGUCCCGCCACAGCGGCCAGUCCCUGCCCAACUCCUCUUCGCUGCUCGGCACGUUGUUCGGCACCAAGCGGGGGAUGAAGUCCCCCAGCCCGACCCCGCAGGCCUUGCACCCCACCCUCAUCUCCCACACCCCUCACCCUGCCAACCUGCACCACACGGCGCGGUCGGAGACGGACGCGGCGCACCACGCACAGUUCUGCCAUCAGAACCCGCCGCCUUACCACCACCACCACCACUACCACCCGCCGGCCCACUUGCAGCACCCUCCGCACCAGUACCACCCGCCCCCUGCUCCUCACGGCCAGCAGCAGCCGGCCUACCCGCCUCACCCUCACACGCAGCACGGCGGAAGCCACGGGAGCCACUCCUCCCACCCCGCCCACGGCCCCCACCACCACGGCCCGCCGCCGGCGCCCUCCCAGGCCCCCGGCAGCAGCACCAAGCCCAAGCACAGCGGCAUCAGCACGGUGGUCUGAAGUGCACCGGGGCUCUCUGACUGAACUUUGAUUUUACUAGGAGACGGUCGCAGUGUUGCACCGUCGGUCUGGGGAUGUGAUGACAUCCCGAGCCGCCUUCGGCAUUUUUUUGUUACUCUCAUCACACGGGGGAGGGGGAGGGGGGUUAUUGAAUAUAAACACAUUUCCUUUCCGGUUGCUCCUUCCAUCUCAUUUCAGUCACGUCUGACAACAACGCAAGAGCAUGCACAAAGACCACAACUACUGUUUCUCCUCAGUCAAUUAAAGGAACAAAUAUCUUGCUUACUAGUAUUUUACAGAAGAAGUAAAUAGUAAUCUUGACUUUAAAGUGAUUUUAUCUCGUGUGUUUGGCUGAACAGACAGACAGACAGACAGACGGACGGACAGAUGGUCAUCCUCAGCCGUACAGUAGCCGUACGAGUAUUUAACAUAGCGGUAGCUCACAGUGCACUGUGAUAUCUCUGUUAGCAGUGAUUAAAUGUGCCAAUUAUUGAAGCAUUUACCAAUUUAGUCACGACGAUCGCUUUAUGUAUAUUGUGCAUAUAGUAUUUUGUAAAAUAAUAAUAUCAACUGUUAUUAUUAUAAUUCUUAUUAUUAUCACAGAAUAAACGGUAAACUCUCAGUAUUAAACUGGCACAUAAGGUGGCGUAGUGAAACUAAAUCAUUAGUUCCAUGUAGGCGGUCCAGUGAGCUGGGAUACUACUACUACUGUGUACGGUUGCCUUUGAGUUACAAGAUUGUAUUCUCAUCCACUGCUCUCGUCUUUGGUUCGGAGUCGUCUCUCCAGCUCCGGAACAAAAAAAAUUUAAAAAAGGUAGUCACGGCGAGCUGCCGAGCAAACAGAUUCAUCUGAAUGUCCGCCAUCAUUUUAUUUUUUUAAACUAUUUUUUUAGAGUCCAAUAUGAAGCGCUCUAUGGUAGGAUUCUUCAAGUCCGUUCUGCAGGAGGAGGAAGAGGAGGAGGAGGAGGAGGAGGACUGGGGAGGAGGUUUUUCAUGGAAACUGUGUAGCAGGGAAACAGCACCAGGACUGUUAAAGUGUCUCCCCUGAUGUGGAAGCUCUCAGCUGGCUGAGUGUCCCUCUUUGAGUCGUCGUCUCAGCGCCGUUUACUCCCUCCGUCUGACUUUUUCUCCCCUCGGAUGUACAGAAAUCAAUAAUUAUCAUUCUGUGAUGAUGGUGAUGGCACUCGUGAUGGCAGUUUUAUAUCAAUCAUCUUUCUGACAUAUGAUAGGAUGGCUGACGGCCGUCCUGUGCACAGUGUAUCUGUGGAGUGUGUGCAGAGCGGAGGCAGGGGUGGCUGCUGGGUAUGCUGGAGCACAACAUCAGUGAUAGACGCAGCACUCGUUCUACUUAGUUGAUAUCAACGGCAGUCUGUAUCUGCUUAAAGACUAUGAGAUGGAUUUUUUUUUUUACUUGUAUGUGCAAUAUGUAUUUACUUUAUUGGUGGUCGUUCCAUUUGGUUUAGUUCUGUUAGUGUUGUCUUUUGUCCCCCCACAACAUCCUUUGUCAUUUCCUCCUCAAUGUUUUGGUGAAGUAUCCACGUGGAUUUGGAGGGACACACUGAUAAAUAAUAAUUGCAUGUAACAAUGUAUUUCGAGGCUAUUUUCUAACUAUUGUGUAUUCCCAAACUAUUAUCAGUGUUCCAGUCGACAGUUAACAUUAAUGGUAGAAUAGUUUUGACUUCUUCAAUUACAGCUAACUGAAGUCAGCUAUGUGUCCGUGUGACUCCAGAGGAUAACCGAACCCUGUAUCGUCUCCUGAUCCACAUACAGUAGUUUAACUGGAUCUGUAGUGUGUACGACGGUAGAGUUACAGCUGUGAGAGGAAAGGUAGAGCGGGCGUGACGGAAGAUGAAAUCAGAGUAUAAUGAAUGGAUCUCUUAUUAUAUCUUCAUAUUUAUCAUCUGUCUCUGUCGAUGGCUCUACACAUUAUUACUGUUGUCAAGUGAUAUCCAGUAGAUCUUAAAUACUUCUCUCCUCAUGGUUCUAGUUAUCGAGGUACCACUCUCUGAUAAAGUACUCUUUAUAAAGGGUGGAUAAGUUAAAGGUGCAGUGUGUAGGAUCUGGCGGUAUCUAACGGUGAGGUUGCAACUGAAACGUCUCCCGUGUGCCAAGCAUGUAGAGAACUACGGUGGCCGACGCAAAAACGUGAAUGUCUCUCUCUAGAUCCAGUGUUCGGAUUGUCCGUUCUGGGCUGCUGUAGAAACAUGGCGGCCGGCUCCGUGGAGAGAGGACCCGCUACAUAUAAACGGCUCAUUCUGAGCUAACGGAAAACACGGUGAUUAUCAUUUUCAGGUGAUUAUACACUAAAGAAAACAUACUUACUAUGUGCAUUAUCACCACAGGCUUUAGGACAUGUGUAACUGAUGACGCGUUCAUGACGCGUCACCCUGCCUCUUUCCUCCUGCCUACAGAGAGACCAAAAGGGGGGGGGAUACCUGUAGAUUCAGCGUUUUUUUCACAUUAAACUCAGAAAUUUCAGUUGAGUUGUACCAAAGCACACUUGGUGAUUGUUGUAAAGAGUAACGACGACGGUUUAGGUGAGUUUUAUUUUGUUUCUGUCCAGUUUAAAUGAAGUGUUUUACGAUGUUCCGCUACGUACAGCUGAUCUCAACUUAAACAACAAUACACGUGGAUGAUGGCGCAAGCUGAACGGAGGGGGGAGGGUGGAGGUCAUUCUAGUUAAUAAUAUAUUUUCUGUUUCUGCCAAUAGAUCCACCUAAAUGCUGCACACUGUUCCUUUAAAAUAUUUGCCAUGAUCCAAAAUGUAUUUUGCAGGCUUUAUUAUGAACUCUAGACUCCUCUAAAAUCUAAUAUUGUAAUUUGACUCUGAUCUGUGUGAAAUAUACAGCAUUUAAUCCAGCAUAGUUUAGGUUGUACGGAAUCCAAGAAGUGCCAAUACUGCAUGGUCAUUACAUUUUAAAUCAGUUUUAUACCAAAUUGAAUCGUCCCAGCACAACCAAUCACAAAGUCUGAUUAUUAACUAGUUGUUAUGGGAUAAUGGUGCAAACACCAGCCAAGACGAAACACGUAGCUUUUUUAAAUAUUAGCCAGAGUUAUGUUGAAUCAGAGUGUUUUCAGUCACAACCCACCGGUUCCUUCAGACGACUGAUCCAUAUUAAAACCUGUCCAGAUCCCGUGUGAGGUGCUUCGUUGCAUGCCAUUGAUGCCUACCGUUUCUUUUUUCUUUUCUUCUUCUUCUCUCUUUUUUUAAGUGUUGUUCUGUUAAGCGGCGGGUUUUACUCGCCCCCAAACUUCCAACGUAGCUUUGAUUUCUCUGACUGAUGCUUGUUUACAUUUAGAUGAUUUCUGACCUACUAUAGUGUGUCCUUUUCAUUUAAAGUUGUGUCACUCUCCUCCGGCAUGCAUCUCACCUCUAUACUCCCACUGUACAGUAUAAAGACACGGCAGGAAGCUGCUGAGUGUAAAUAACAAAUCCAUCUGGGGGAAUCUCAUGUUGACGAAGAGGCUCUGAACGGAAAGAGGGAGGGUGGGGUAGUAUGGAAUGAGAAAACAUAUGUAAAUAGUCUGUACAUAAUUAUUAUUAUUAUUAUUACUACUACUGCUCAAUGUCUGCAGUUACAUUGAAGGUGCAUUCCUGCUCCCUCUGAUAUAUUUACAUAAUCAUCGACUGCUUCUCUCUGCCUCCGACGGGACUGAAUUAUCAUAGGAUCUAGAGAUGAACGGCCAACUCGGCUUCUGACUUGUUUCCUGAGACGCUCCUGUUCUCUCACACUCACAGCCCUCUUUUCGAGUCAAAUGGACGGGAGGAGUGCUCUUAUUUUAUUAUGCAUUCUGUUUCUAAGUAGACAAAAACCCCUAUUGAUGUAAAACUAGUACUGUGACGAUGUUGAGAACGCAAAAUAAAACAAUAUAUUGUAAAACCUGA
Messenger RNA from Sebastes umbrosus (honeycomb rockfish), 8586 nucleotides. RefSeq names its product IQ motif and Sec7 domain ArfGEF 1b (gene iqsec1b). Bases 930 to 4700 code for a protein of 1256 amino acids. The record is from RefSeq and is a predicted model, not a curated record. The transcript has 16 exons. Gene Ontology annotation, molecular function: guanyl-nucleotide exchange factor activity; protein binding. Gene Ontology annotation, biological process: regulation of ARF protein signal transduction; actin cytoskeleton organization. NCBI's taxonomy places the organism in Eukaryota, Metazoa, Chordata, Actinopteri, Perciformes, Sebastidae.